This is a messenger RNA of Linum tenue, 312 nucleotides long. The record is from the annotation of a GenBank genome assembly. Lineage: Eukaryota; Viridiplantae; Streptophyta; Magnoliopsida; Malpighiales; Linaceae.
AGAACUCCAAGGUUACUUCCAGUACCAGCCAAAACAUCAGUCUGUGUAUCAAUUUUACUUCCGUCAAGCAACUCGCUAAACUCAAUACAAUGGCUGCCUUCGCAAACCAAGGCCGCUCCAAAAUCCGCUCCAACUUCAUCAUUUAGUGCUUCCGCCAGCAAGCCCCUCUCUCGCCCUGCAUUCAGGCUUCCAGUCGAGAUGAGCUCUGCGGUGGAAUCCAUGCUGCCUUACCACACUGCUACUGCCUCAGCAUUGAUGACCUCGAUGCUUUCCAUCUCUCAGCGUGGUUAUGGAUGGCUUCCUGAAGGUUAA